Aspergillus ochraceoroseus IBT 24754 is the source of this 318-nucleotide messenger RNA. Its product is annotated as mating alpha-pheromone PpgA. The transcript has a single exon. Lineage: Eukaryota; Fungi; Ascomycota; Eurotiomycetes; Eurotiales; Aspergillaceae. The record is from RefSeq and is a predicted model, not a curated record. The coding region runs from base 1 to 318 and encodes 105 amino acids.
AUGAAGCUCCUUACUCUGUGCCUCACUGCCCUCGCUGCCACUUCUGUGCAGGCCGCAACUUUGCAAAGGUGGUGCGCUUUUCCUGGCCAGGGCUGUGCCACUCUGAAGAUCGCAGCCGAUUCCAGCCACGAGGUGAAGCGCUCCGCCGACGCCCUGGCAGAAUCCAUGGCGAAGAUUACCCUGGACCGAUGGUGCCACUUCCCUGGCCAGGGCUGCGUCAAGGUCAAGCGGGCUAUGGAGGUCGCGGAUGAGGUGAAGCGCUCCACCGAUGCCCUGGCUGCCGCAAUGGCUGCGCUUGAUGAAGUCGACGAGGAGUAG